UUCGGCUUGGUUAGUUUUGGUUUGUUGGUUGGUUACUUACUCGGAUCUCUAGGGUUUGGUUAUGUUGAGGUUGAGAGCAAUAAUUAUCAUCCGUUAACAUAUUUACAGUGUUCUAUUCAUUUCAGAUUUAUAGACAAAACUCUUUUAUUCACAAUGAAAAUAAUGCUUCUUUUUUGUUUGCUAUCAAUUUUUGCACACACGAUAUCCUCUGAAGUCAUAAACCCAGAGAUCGUAAUUAGAAAUGUUGACCGGCAAAUUGACGUUUCUUCUCAAUUAGCAAAGAUUAUAUGUAAACUUACUGUUGAAAAUGCUGGGAAAUCUCCUGUCAAAAGUGUUUUGUAUGCUGUAGAGCCUCAGUUCAAGCAAUUGGUAUCGUUCAUUGGUGCUCAGCUCUCAGAUGCUUCGAAAACUCCAUUGAAAGUAAUUGCAACUCAAGUUCAAGACCAAGCCUCUAAAGGAUUCUGGGUCAUCCAGUUGAAGGAUAAUCUGCAGGCUGGGAAAACUGUUACUGUAGAAGUAGAAAGUGUUCUGACCCACGCUUUGGCUCCGUACCCAGCCACAAUAACUCAGAAAGAGAAGCAGCUUGUGUUGUACAAAGGGAAUCACUACUUCUACUCACCAUACAAAGUGGGCAAACAAACUACCACAGUAACAGUAGGCACACGCAACAUCGAAUCUUACUCCAAGCUUAACCCUGUGUCUCAGUCCGAUAACGGGUUUACAUAUGGGCCUUACACUGAUCAGAAACCUUUUGCUGAAGAUGAGAUGGUGCUGCAUUACGAGAACAACUUACCAUUCCUUGUAGUGACGAGACUGGAGCGUACCCUGGAGGUAUCUCAUUGGGGCAACAUCGCAGUAGAGGAGGUCGUAGAUGUAGUACACACUGGAGCCUCACUCAAGGGUCCCUUCUCCCGCUACGAGUACCAGCGAGAAGCUCAGAGCGGCAUCUCCAGCGUCAAGUCAUUCAAAACAGUACUACCAGCUGCUGCAACUGAUGUAUACUACAGAGAUGAGAUCGGCAAUAUUUCUACCUCUCACAUGCGAGUUCUCAGUGACUCAGUAGAGCUAGAUCUACGCCCUCGUUUCCCUCUCUUCGGGGGAUGGAAAACCCACUAUGUUCUGGGAUACAACGUUCCCAGCUACGAGUACCUCUUCUACCUAGGUGAUAACUACAAGUUGAAGAUGAGGCUGGUGGAUCAUGUGUUUGAUGAUAUGGUAGUGGAGGAACUCAUCACCAAGGUUAUACUGCCUGAGGGUAGUCAUAACCUUCAGCUGGAGACUCCCUACCCAGUACAGCGGCUCCCCGACUACCUCCACUACACCUACCUGGAUACCAAGGGCCGCCCCGUCGUCAGUGUCCGCAAGACCAAUGUCGUGGAGAACCACAUUCAAGACUUUGAGCUUAACUAUGUUUUCCCUCGAAUCCUCAUGCUUCAAGAGCCUCUUUUGGUGGUCGUAUUCUUCUACAUCCUGUUCAUCUUUGUCGUCAUCUACGUCAGAUUGGACUUCUCCAUUUCAAAAGAUGAAACAAGUGAAAACAAGAUGCGGGUCUCUGGACUAUGUGAUAAAAUCAUUCUUAUCCAGGAAAAGCGAAGGGCGAUUUACAGUUCCUUUAAUGAUCUCCUUCAAAAACUGAAGACCAACAAGGAAGUGCCUUCCUUCUUGAGUGCUGUGAAAGCCCUGAACCAAGAGCACAAAACAGAAACUGCUCACAUGACUGAACUUCUGGCAAAGCUGAAAGUGGAUGCUCCUGAACUUGCUGAGAGAGUUUCUGAACUGCAAAAGCUAGAUAAGCAAUUGAAGGAGUACCACACUCAGCAACAAACAUUUUAUACAGAAAAAGUCAUUCCAGGAAAAGUUGGAAGGAACCAAUUUGCAGAAGCUGAAAGUGCGAUCAAUAAGAAAAAAGAAGAGUGUUUUGACAAGAUUUGUCAGAUUUUAAAAACCUUGCAUUAAAUUUAAUUGAUGAAAGUGUUAGUCAUCGGGUUGACUUUAGAAACAAACUUUUUUAUUCAGCCUUGGAAUGCUGUUGUAUGGGUUAAGUAAGUUUUGAUCAAAUGGGUACUUUACAUUUAAAUGUGACUUUCCAUGAAUGUCCAUACGAGUAAAUGUUAUAUCCAUCACAUUGUAGUUUAACUGUUAUUUUGUUUCUUUUUUUAUGGGAUUUAAAAUGAUGUUUGUAAUUUAAAAUGUAUUAUUUUGUUAUUGUCAACAUAGAAAGGCAUAGAUUUCAUGACAGUACAUAUUCUGUGCAUCAGAACUGAAUGGUUUCAUUUUAAUGUAUGCCUCGUUGUACUGAAUAUCUUGUAGUCAAUUAGCCUCUUAACCCUUUGUGGUCGAAAGGUCACUACGUUUGGCCACGAGAUCCGUAACGUGACAAGUUGUAAUAUAUAUAUGAAUUGGUGUGCCCAUAAUUCGGCAGGGCCACUCAUAGUAGCGCCCCCUCCUUUCCUGGUUUGGCCGCUAUUAUUACUACUCUUGUUUACAAUAUAUUUUAUAAGUUAUUAUGACUAUUGUACAGUAUUAUGCAAAUUACCAGCUUUAUAUGAGUUUAGUGAUGCUAAUAUUUAAUAUUGAUUUCAAAGCUUAGUACUUAAAAUAAAAUAAUAUAAAGUAGUAUUGUAUAUAAAAACCGUUAAAAUAAAAUGCUGAUCUUCCUCUACACCUUCAACUCAAACAAAAUGGAAAGAUCAUCUUCGUCUACUUGAAUAAAUCCCGUAUAGUAUCGGAUGUUAGGACUCUACUUGAGGCCAUUUAAAAUCAUAAAUAUAAAUUUAUUACAAAUUAAAAGGCUUUAAAAAGGACAAUUGCACAUCACAAGCUGGCCUUCCCGAUCUAUAGGGAAGGAAAAGAGAACGAUAAAUACGACCGCAAAGGGUUAAGUAACUAUUUUUAGCAUCAUAGUUAGUGGUUAUAUUACUCUCUUUAGGUGGUUACUUUUUCCAUACUAGAAGUACUAUUUAAAAGCUGGUUUAAGUUAUUUAUGUACAAGUUAUAGUCCGUCUCAGUUCUCUAUUGUUAUAAAAAACAAUGUAAGAUAAUGUUCUGGCCAUUGCCACAUGUUAUUGUGAAAUUAAAAAGUAACUAUAGGUUGAGUUGAGAGCCUUAGUAACUUGAAGAAUUAUUGAGAAUUACACUAUUUUAACUUACCAAGGGUUCUUUUCUUUUUUAUUGUUUCUUCUAAAUAGAUGGAAGAGGAUUCAAUCUGUAUGUAUUCAUCUUCUGUUGUCUUCUUGACUUUGAUAAAUCCUUGCUAUCACUACUUGAUUUAUCAAUAUGUCUCUUAACAUUGCUACACCCUCUUCUGUACUUUCAUCUUUCACAGGAUUCACGUUGGCUAAGCAUCAUUCAACAGCCUGGCAAGGAAGAUGUAUGGACCUGUUUUCCAUCGCUCUCAAGUGUUGAUGUUGUACAGUGGCUGCGGUGCCAAAAUCCACAAACAUUACCUCAUACUCAGGAAUGUCUUCCUCUUCACCUAUGACACAAGCAAGGUGCCACAGCUUGGUGGCAGGUUCUUUGGCCAGUGCCAUCUUACCAAUCGGUGAAGAAAGGGCCAGUUUUUUAUACAACAUUACAUUCUGAGGACUAUUUAUCGCAUUCACAAGAUUUGUUAGUGUCUCCGGGUCAUUCUCAAAUUCAUCUUCAAGGGAAAUACCUUUUCACUCUGCCAGCUGGGCAAAGAAGGUAGUGAUGGUUUCCACUUGGGUGAUUUUUAACUUCACAAUUUCCCCAGCUUUUGGCAGAUAUAUCUGGGGAAAACUCUCAGCAUUAUACAUUUCUACUUGAUCUGUUGUUACACCAUCUGGAUUGAGCUUUGUGUGUUCUCUUGUACAGUUCUUGUGGCACAACCCUCUUCUAGCAUGGAACUUGGAUAUACGCUGUUCAUAUUUUGCGCUGUAGCCACUAACGGCUACACAAGCAUCUUCCAUGUUGAUUGCUGGAUUGUUACGUAUGCUUUCUAAGUCCUCCUUCAUAGGAUCAAAGCUAUCCCAUUCAUUGAAAUUUUCAAGUAACGGAUUAGGCACACUAGGAGAGUGCUGACAUCUUCAGUGGAGUGAAAGAGGUCACUGCUGGUUGAUGACACAUAAUCAGCAGAUUUUUUAGUCCAGGCCAAGCCACGAGCAACCAAUGCAUCAUGGAUUGUCACAGGACCAUCAUCAAAUAAAACCACUGAUAAGAAUGACUUGUUUUUCAUAUUAUUAUCAUGGGAUUCAACAACUUUGAUGGAAUACAAGCGAGCAUUUGUAGUGUACAGUUAAUUUGAAAUAGUCAAUUGCAUCUUUUGACCAUGGUUGUCCCUUGAUUAGUGGGUGGACCUUGGCAAGGUGACAUUCUUGGCUACAAAUGGAUAACUUUCCAAAUAUUUCGACUGAAUUCAUCUUAACUGUCAGUUAUGCCAAACUGUGUAAUGGUUCAAUACUAUCAGAACACUUACACUUCCAUAACAAUCUUCUCUUAACUUAAAAGGAUGUCACACGUUGCAAUGAUGCAAUAUUGUAGGCAAGGCUGAAAUUUAUCAUUAACGGAUGUGUUACUUUAAUAUUUAAAAGACCACAACAUUUGAACUCUAAGCUUGAAUAUCAAAGACUGAAUUGUCUGUGAAAGUAGCAGGAUAUGAUCUUCAUAAGUCACGAUUGUUAUUGCAUUAAACAGUAAAAUUUGAGGUAUACUCAGAUAUAUUUUAAUUUAUGGUAAAUAAAUACGUUAGCUGAACAAAUGAUGAAAUCGGUAAAAGGCUUUUUCAAUAGGUGACCAAAAUCAUUUCAAAACAGUUUGUAAAAUGUGUUAUACAAGAAUGGCUCGCGUUUUCGUUGUCAUGAAACUAUUUACUGAAUGUUAUGUGGACAUGGACGCCAGACAAAAGUAUUUAGUUCUCCCUUAAAUUUUACCACUUCUCAUCAGUCUUGUUUAGAAAAGGUCAACACACUUUACUCAGUGUCUUCAACACAAUUCAUGACAUUUUUUUGUGUUGUGUGUAUUAAAAACUCUAUGUAUAACUAGUCAAAUAAGAUGAGCCUUUUUUCUGCAGUACUGCAAUUCAGUUUUGCUUGAUUGGGCACCUAGUAGUGUCACUUGUAAUAAAAUAAAGUUUUUCAUUUUUA
Molecule: messenger RNA, 5102 nt
Organism: Macrosteles quadrilineatus (aster leafhopper)
Lineage: Eukaryota; Metazoa; Arthropoda; Insecta; Hemiptera; Cicadellidae
Product: dolichyl-diphosphooligosaccharide--protein glycosyltransferase subunit 1
Exons: 10
Coding region: 154-1956 (600 amino acids)
Cellular component (GO): oligosaccharyltransferase complex; membrane
Source: RefSeq, a predicted model, not a curated record